Molecule: messenger RNA, 338 nt
Organism: Paramecium tetraurelia
Lineage: Eukaryota; Ciliophora; Oligohymenophorea; Peniculida; Parameciidae
Exons: 3
Source: RefSeq, a predicted model, not a curated record
AUGAGCCAAAAUAAUUCCUCAUAAGUUGAUUAAAAUAUCUUACCUCCCAUCGAUCAUAAACCUUAUAGCGAAAACACUCAAUAUAUCACUGAUAAUAUUAAGCAAAAAUAUAGUGAAAUCAAUAAGAAAAUUCAAGAACCUUAAGUUUAGGAGAAAUUGGGAUAAGUAACCAAUGUACUUUUUACUAGAACAAAAGAAUUUGGAUAUAUUACGCUAGAUUAUUUUGUUAAGACUUUUGAAAUCACUAAAACUACAUUUACAGAUCUACAUCAACUUUAUCAUAAAUGAAUUUGUUAUUUUCAGUUCAACAUUAUUUAAAUUUACAAUUAUACAAAAAA